Ophidiomyces ophidiicola is the source of this 1473-nucleotide messenger RNA. RefSeq lists its product as uncharacterized. The record is from RefSeq and is a predicted model, not a curated record. The coding region runs from base 1 to 1473 and encodes 490 amino acids. The transcript is spliced from 5 exons. NCBI's taxonomy places the organism in Eukaryota, Fungi, Ascomycota, Eurotiomycetes, Onygenales, Onygenaceae.
AUGUCGAACAAUAGUAUUCAAGGCAACCCUGGCCAGGUGCCCGUUCUGACUACCUUUGUCCCAAGCGUUACCCAAGACACCCCAUUCAGGGUUUCGGUCCAUAGCUGGGAGCGGCCGCGCCCUACCCGGAUCCUGGAAAGCGUGAUGCAGCCGGAUGAUGCAGUCAUGUAUGAGAUGCGGGUCUUCAUCGAUGGGUAUUGCGUUUCAAGAGGGAGCCUUUUUAACCAACGCGCGCACUGGCCCCACGUCAUAGACCUGAGUUCUCAAUUAGAUAAAAAUGGAGACCAGGACACCUUGCGGUUCCCCCCGUUUCACGAAGAGAUACUCCGCCAUACACAUUGGGAUGCUGGUGAAAUGUAUGGUCGGAUUAGGGUUGUCAUCGCUGAGGGACUUGCUAGACCUAAUCGCUCCCCUCCCUUUGAGAGGGUGAGGGAUAUUGUCAUUUUUUCCUUUCAGCAUGCUCCGUUGAAUAUCCUGGAGCAUUCUAACAUCGCUUGGCCUAACGCUGGGAUGUGGCUCCAAGGCCCCCGCCCGCUGCUGCAAUACAGUUUUGGGUAUGAGAAAGCGCUUUCGAAGAACGAUGAUGCGCAUUCGCAUUCUCCUAGUCGCCCCGAGGCUCGAUUCAACCUCGGGAACAUCGGCCCUGGUCCAGGUUUGCUACCAUAUCGCAUUCAACCGACAGCAUCGACGCAGUGGCAAAACAAUCCUUGGUCGGAAGGUGACCCUGCAUGGUUGGUUUCGCAACCUCCAGUCAUGGAUCCAUUUGUCGACCCUUAUAGGAACCUUAAGCAGCAUCGCUCAACUUUGGAUGAUGUCUCAAUGCCAGAUUACCCGAACUCAAGUACGAACAGCAGUCGAGCCAUAUCAACGAACAUGAGUUUUGGCAAGAGUAAUCAAGAGCCUACCGCGCCGGCUUCCAUUGAUGACGAACAGUACAAUCAGCUUAUCGAAGCUUUGAGCCCAAAGAGGGCAGGUAAUGGUACGUGCGCUCCGGCAAACACCCCAGCUUCGACUACAGCGAAGAAGACAAGGCUCUCCGAAGCUGCAGAAGCUCGAAUCAAAGCUGCACGCCCUGGGCCGCUCAAAGAAGUUUCGCAACCAGGCUCCAGGCUCCCUUCCGGUUCCAGCAUUGUAUGCGAACCUUCUCCCGGAAGAGUUGCAACCAUGCUUCUUAGCCCGAGUCCUAAUUCAAUCGGCAAAGAUAAGAGUGUGUCUCCAGUGCCUAGCGGUGCCAGCUCCAUUUCUUCCGGAACUCAUUUGAAGCCAACACUCCCUGUGGGUGUUUCAAGUGACGGUAAGAGGAAAAGGUCACCGAAGACGGACAGAAAAAGCAUUGAUUCCCUGCAUUCGGCAUCACCUACUCCUUUAAAAAAAGCGACAUAUACUAAGGAGCAGGAAGGACCACAGAAAGAAAAUUCUACAGAUAUCCUAGGCACACAGGAAUCUGGAGCCUCUGUCUCUGAUGUUGAAUAA